AUGGAGGAGGUCACGGUGGAGGUCAAAGUGCAGGAGUUCACACCUGGGAAGAGAGAUCGUGAAGAGGAGCCAGGCUUGGAUAUCGCUGCUUACACGCCGCUGCCACGGCCACAGCCGCCCCCAGAGGCACUGGAGCACUUGAAUCUGGUCACAGCGGAGAUUGCGCCUUUGCGCGUGUUGCUGUGCGGCGACCUUUAUGGGCGACUAGACCUGCUGCACAUGAAGCUGCUUGAACUGAGGGGGGAAGUGGACUUCGUCCUGGCCGUUGGCCGCUUUUUCCCGCCCAACCCCACGUGCAGCCGCAUCAGCGAGUAUGUGGGCGUGUCGGCGACACGUAUUUUGCCCGUGCCGGUCUACUUCAUCGACAGCAGCUCGGAGGUCUUCAUCAACAAGUCUGCAGAGCUCAGCAAGCCGAUUCUCCUGCAGGAGAAUCUGAGCUUCCUGGGCUCCGGCAUUUCAGAGCUGCACGGCUUGCGCGUCGCCUUUCUCUCUGGCUGUUACGACCCUGGAGUCUUCAAGCAGCGAUGGGGUCGCGGCUUUUUCUCCGGAGCAAACUACACCUCAGCCGCUGUGGAGAAGUUGGAGAUUCAAGCUGCCAGAUUCCCGCGAGGCGAGCGGAUCGACAUGUUGCUGACCUCUGAAUGGCCGGACCGAGUUUGGUCAGAGCACCAACGGAAGUGGGUGGCAAGCAUGGUGCGGCCUGAGUGCACAAGCCCCGCUGUGUCACGGUUGGCGGCAAGACUGCGGCCGCGGUACCAUGUGUUUGGCCAUGCCGAUCGCUAUGGCAUUUGGCACGGCCCCACCGCAGCCUUGGCCCUGGCGCACGUCAGGGAGAGCUCCCAGGCCUCUUGGUGCCACUUUAUGCAGAUUGUGCCCGCCGCGCGGAUCUUGGAGAAAGUGGUGGACCUGGAUGAGGAUGUCGAGGAUGUCAAGUUGCCCAGUCCCUUGCCCCUGAGCCGGAUCCGGAUUCCGAAAGGCAAAGUGCCGAUGAAAAAUGCCGCAGGUUUGCACAUCCAGGACGCCACCUCGGACAACUACUCCGAGGAUGUGUAUGAGGACUUCGAGCCCUGCUCUGAGGACGCUGCGUCGAAUGACGAGGACUCCCAGCAGGUAGCAGGUCCUCAAGCGGACACCGAGGGAGCCCAUGUGGCCUUCGCUGGCAUGGGUGCGCCACAAGAGGCCGAGGACAGGCCAGAAACAGAAGCUGAAGAGCGCUAUAGUGAAGACGAGCAUCCUAGAUCAGAGGGCUCAGGUGGCGCUAGGACUGAUGAUGCGUACAGUAUGGCCUUCACCAGCAUGCCUUCUGGGCUGCAAGAGGACAAGACAGAAACAGAAGCCGAAGAGCGCUAUAGUGAAGACGAGCAUCCUAGAUCAGAGCGCUCAGGUGGCGCUAGGACUGAUGAUGCGUACAGUAUGGCCUUCACCAGCAUGCCCUCUGGGCUGCAAGAGGACAAGACAGAAACAGAAGCCGAAGAGCGCUAUAGUGACGACGAAUACGAGGAGGAGGACAGGCAAGACAUAGAAGCCGAAGAGCGCUACAGUGAUGACGAAUACGAGGAGGAGGACAGGCAAGACAUAGAAGCCGAAGAGCGCUACAGUGAUGACGAAUACGAGGAGGAGGACAGGCAAGACAUAGAAGCCGAAGAGCGCUACAGUGAUGACGAAUUCGAGGAGGACAGGCAAGACAUAGAAGCCGAAGAGCGCUACAGUGAUGACGAAUACGAGGACAGGCAAGACAUAGAAGCCGAAGAGCGCUACAGUGAAGAGGAGCAACCCAGAUCAGAGGAUUCAGGCGCUCGGACUGAUAAGGAAGAUAGGACGGAUGAUGCACACAGCGUGGCCUUCGCUAGCAUGGCUUCGGGUCUACAGGACGAAACCGAGGACAGAUCAGCAACAGAAGCCCAAGAAACGAUUGGUGAAGAGGAGCAACCCAGAUCAGAGGAUUCAGGCGCUCGGACUGAUAAGGAAGAUAGGACGGAUGAUGCACACAGUGAAGAGGAGCAACCCAGAUCAGAGGAUUCAGGCGCUCGGACUGAUAAGGAAGAUAGGACGGAUGAUGCACACAGCGUGGCCUUCGCUAGCAUGGCUUCGGGUCUACAGGACGAAACCGAGGACAGAUCAGCAACAGAAGCCCAAGAAACGAUUGGUGAAGAAGAACAACCCAGAUCAGAGGAUUCAGGCGCUCGGACUGAGAAGGAAGAUAGGGCGGAUGAUGCGCACAGUGAAGCGGAGAGGCUGCCUAGAUUGGAGGAUGAUGCGUCAAGCAAAGGUGACCAGAAAGCGCAGCGACCGGAGGAUUCUGUUGGCGGAGAAGAGAAAGUGGAUCAGGUGCACAGCGAGGCAGAUCCGACACCAGAUGCAGAACGCGAGGGUCAAGAUCAGUGUGAAGCGCUGGAGACCGGAUCGGACUCGGAGGCAGCAGGCGUGGAUGACGGGCCGCAAGUGGAGGAGGAUGAGAGCGAGAGGCUGCAGAAGGAGCUCCAUUUGACUCCUGCUGAAAAGCGGGCCAGGUUUGAAGGCCGAGACCAAUCAGUUGUGGCUCUCCAGAAGAAGAAGAAGGUGCGAACGCCAGCUCGGGAGGCCGCAAAGCUGUUGUCAAGCCUGCGGCAACUGGGAGGUGGCAGCAUUGGAGUGGCAUGGCGCCGCCUGUUCGACGUCGAUGAGGCAAAGUUCCCAGAGUUCUGCUGCGCCCUGGUGACCCUCCACUUCUCAGGAGAUGUGAUCCGCCUGUGGCACGACCUUGCAGGGCCUUCCACUCCUGUGCUCAAGCUCGAGGCUGUGGAUCCGGAGAGUGCCUCCCUCCUGCAGGCCUUCAAGGCGUGGUGCACGUCGCGCCUGGGAGGUCCAGUCGAGGUCUUCAGGGCCAUAGACCUGGCCUCCGAUGGCAGUGGCUCUGUGAAGACUGAGAAGUUUGUGGAGGGCCUUCAGAAGCUGGGCUUCUUCCAGCCGAAGGGCGCAGCCUGGCAGAUGAAGACUCCGGAGCUUGUCCUGCAAAAGCUUUGGCCGCUGCUGGAUCACCAUUGCCGGGGGUGCAUCACCACGGAUUCUCUGCUCUUCUUGGAGAAGGAUCCUCAGAAGAGAGCUGCCGUUCACCGAGAGAGAAACAGGCGUCCCAAACGCUCGCCAGAGGGGCACAAGAGCGACAAGAUCAUUCACAACCUGCUCUUGGAGACUACGGCUAUGGGCAACAAGCACUGGUCACAGAUUCCCGAUGGCCAUGUGGCCGUUGGCCGACCGCUCAGCGGGCUCAAGGAGCCCAAGGAGCCCAAGGAGCCCAAGUCCAUGUCUCGGGCCUCCUCGGCACCCAUGCUGCAGGCGGAGGCGAGCUUCCGACAAGCUCUCCCGAAGAGCGCCAGUGAUACCGCUCAGGCAGAUGCUGAAGACCUGCCUCUGCUGGAUCUGAAGACCAGGCCCAAAGUCACUCAUGCCCGGCGAGCCUACUGCAGCAGUCUUGUGAACUUGCCUGUGCUUUGGGCACCGCCGGAGUCGACGGAGGUGACCAGCUUGAAGCGGCCCAAGAAGGUGUUCAGCUUCGACCCCACGAGGAUUCAGAGCUUCCUGUCCACACCGGGGGAGGAUGUGUGGCGCCACUACUUGCAAUACUUCGGAGAGGGCACAAGUGAUGAAGGCGCUCACGAGCCGUGCAAGUGA
Messenger RNA from Effrenium voratum, 3651 nucleotides. The record is from the annotation of a GenBank genome assembly. NCBI's taxonomy places the organism in Eukaryota, Dinophyceae, Suessiales, Symbiodiniaceae.